Diabrotica virgifera virgifera (western corn rootworm) is the source of this 1301-nucleotide messenger RNA. RefSeq names its product beta-1,3-glucan-binding protein-like. NCBI's taxonomy places the organism in Eukaryota, Metazoa, Arthropoda, Insecta, Coleoptera, Chrysomelidae. The record is from RefSeq and is a predicted model, not a curated record. Gene Ontology annotation, biological process: carbohydrate metabolic process. Bases 45 to 1169 code for a protein of 374 amino acids. Gene Ontology annotation, molecular function: hydrolase activity, hydrolyzing O-glycosyl compounds. The transcript has 4 exons.
GAAAUGAGAUGUUUUUAUCACAGUAUCAAAAAUAUUAAGAUACGAUGAUUCUUAUACUGUUCGCGUUUUCCGCGAUACUUUUUAACGGUGUACAUUCCGUAUGUCUUAAAAAUUCGAUAACAACUGCAAGUGGUUUACACGCACCCAAGAACAAGAGUCUCUGUUCUGGUCAACUGAUCUUUGAAGACAACUUUAAUUGGUUGGACACCUCGAAAUGGGACCAUGAACAAACCUUAACUGGUGGUGGAAACAACGAAUUCCAAUGGUAUACGGAUAAUAGACGUAACAGUUAUACUUACAACGGCCAAUUACACAUCAAACCCACUUUUGUCGCAGAUGAAUAUGGAGAAGAUUUCUUAUAUUCUGGUACUAUUGAUAUAGGAGCUGCCUGCACAGGUGGCGACAACGAAGGUUGCAGAAGAACUGGUUCACCCAAUGCCAUAGUCAAUCCCAUCGUAAGUGCUCGUAUGAGGACAUUGCACUCAUUCUCAUUUAAAUACGGCAGGGUUGAAGUUAAUGCUAAAAUACCAUCUGGAGAUUGGUUAUGGCCAGCUGUCUGGAUGUUACCAACUAACUGGGAGUAUGGAAAUUGGCCAGCAUCUGGAGAAAUCGACAUCAUGGAAAGUAGAGGAAACCGUCAGUAUUAUGCCCCCAAUGGACAAAACGUUGGAACUGCAACAGAAUCAUCUACUCUACAUUGGGGACCUACUCCACAAUUCAACAAACAACUGAAGACUCACUGGGAAAAGAUCAAUUAUAACGGUGGUUGGGAUAACGCUUUCCAUAGAUAUCAAGUGGAAUGGACGCCUGAACAUAUUAAAUUUUCCUGCGAUGAUCAAGAACUUGGUACAAUUACACCCCCAUCUGGAGGCUUCUGGGAAUACGGUGAUCUUGGACCAUCUGGAUUGCCAAACCCAUGGUCUGGAGGAACUAGAAUGGCUCCAUUUGACAAAGAGUUCCAUCUUAUAAUUAAUUUGGCUAUUGGAGGAGCUUAUUUCAACGAUGAAUUUGACAAUAAAGCUUAUAAGAAACCCUGGACUAGCACUGAACCUUACCGUCAGGGUAUGACAAAAUUCUGGCAAGCUAAUCAAAAAUGGAAACCAACCUGGAAUUUGAACUCAGAUGACUCACAUCUUAAGGUUGAUUACGUAAGAGUUUGGGCUUUGUAAUUAUUUACAAACAAAUUAUAUUAUAUAAUAAAAUAAACUAAAAAAAACAUCGUUUCCAUUACAAAAUACCUAAAAUACUUUAAAAAAAUGUCGAGCCAUUUUGCUGUUAAAUAAACAUUUGAUUGAUUCAAA